AAAAAAAAAAAAAANGUUCUUGUAAUAAAUCCUCUCAUUUCCUCUUCAAAACCCCACAUUUUUGAUUUCAAGAGAAAAAAGGUGAGGUAGGAGUAGAUUACUGUAACAAAAGGCCUUCCCCAACCCAAACCCAGCUGGGUUUCCUCUGUUUUUCAAGCAUAGAAUAAAGCUCCUACAAGAGGAAAGGAACAAACCCAAUACCCAUUUCCUGGAGAAUCUCAAAAUGGGGCAUGUCAUGGUGGUUCUUUGGUGUUUAUUUGGUGUUUUUUCUGUUCAUGCCUCUGUUUCUUAUGACUCCAAGGCUAUUAUCAUUAAUGGGCAGAGGAGGAUACUCAUUUCAGGCUCCAUUCAUUACCCCAGAAGCACCCCUGAGAUGUGGCCAGAUCUUAUUCACAAGGCCAAGGAAGGUGGUCUAGAUGUUGUUGAAACCUAUGUCUUCUGGAAUGGACAUGAGCCUGAACAAGGAAAAUACUACUUUGGGGGGAGCUAUGAUCUUGUUAGGUUUGUGAAGCUGGUGCAGCAAGCUGGGCUUUAUGUUCAUCUCAGGAUUGGACCUUAUGUUUGUGCUGAAUGGAACUUUGGUGGGUUUCCUGUUUGGUUGAAGUACAUUCCUGGUAUCAGUUUUAGAACAGAUAAUGCUCCUUUUAAGUUUCAUAUGCAAAGAUUUACCAAGAAAAUUGUGGAUAUGAUGAAAGCUGAGAGGCUAUAUGAAUCUCAAGGUGGUCCUAUAAUUUUAUCUCAGAUUGAGAAUGAAUAUGGACCUAUGGAAUAUGAACUCGGUGCACCCGGAAAAGCGUACUCGACGUGGGCUGCACAAAUGGCUUUGGGACUUGGUACUGGUGUUCCAUGGGUCAUGUGUAAGCAAGAUGAUGCCCCUGAUCCUAUUAUUAACACCUGCAACGGUUUCUAUUGCGAUUAUUUCUCACCGAACAAAGCUUAUAAACCGAAGAUGUGGACGGAAGCCUGGACUGGAUGGUUUACUCAGUUCGGAGGUGCGGUUCCUCAUAGACCGGCCGAAGACAUGGCCUUUGCCGUUGCGAGAUUCAUUCAGAAGGGAGGAUCAUUCAUUAACUACUAUAUGUAUCACGGUGGAACGAAUUUUGGACGAACUGCUGGUGGUCCCUUCAUCGCUACGAGUUAUGAUUAUGAUGCUCCGAUUGACGAAUACGGCUUAUUGAGGCAACCGAAAUGGGGUCAUCUGAAAGAUCUGCAUCGAGCCAUUAAACUUUGUGAGCCAGCUCUUGUGUCUGGAAAUCCGAUCGUGACACGACUCGGGAAUUAUCAAGAGGCUCAUGUAUUCAAAUCAAAAUCCGGUGCUUGUGCUGCGUUCCUUUCGAACUACAACCCAAGAUCUUACGCAACGGUGUCGUUCGGUAACAUGCACUACAAUAUUCCGCCUUGGUCUAUUAGCAUUCUCCCAGACUGUAAAAACACAGUAUACAAUACUGCAAGGGUCGGUGCCCAAACGGCAAGAAUGAAGAUGUCGCCGGUUCCUAUGCACGGAAGUUUCUUAUGGCAAGCAUACAAUGAAGAACCAGCCUCUUACAAUGAUAAAGAAUUUACAACAGUAGGCUUGUUAGAGCAGAUAAAUACUACAAGGGAUGCCACUGAUUACUUGUGGUAUACAACAGAUGUACAUAUCGAUGCUAAUGAAGGAUUUUUGAGGAGCGGAAAGUAUCCUGUUCUUACUAUCUUGUCAGCUGGCCAUGCUAUGCACGUUUUCGUUAACGGUCAACUAGCAGGAACUGCUUAUGGAAGUUUAGACUUCCCUAAGCUAACAUUUAGCAAGGGGGUAAACUUAAGGGCAGGGAACAACAAAAUUGCUCUUCUAAGUAUCGCUGUCGGUCUCCCGAAUGUGGGUCCUCAUUUUGAGAUGUGGAAUGCUGGCAUUCUCGGCCCGGUUAAUCUGAACGGUCUCGACAAGGGCCGAAGAGACUUGACCUGGCAGAAAUGGACCUACAAGAUUGGUUUGGAUGGAGAAGCAAGGAGUCUUCAUUCGCUCAGUGGAAGUUCCUCGGUCGAAUGGAUGCAGGGAUCUUUCGUCGCUCGGAGACAGCCAUUGACAUGGUUUAAGACAACGUUCAACGCUCCUGCUGGAAAUUCGCCAUUGGCGUUGGAUAUGAGUAGCAUGAGUAAAGGACAGAUAUGGUUAAACGGUCAAAGCCUUGGACGCUACUGGCCAGCUUACAAGGCAUCUGGCUCGUGUGGUUACUGUGAUUAUACCGGUACAUACAAUGAGAAGAAAUGCUCGAGUAACUGUGGUGAGGCGUCUCAGAAAUGGUAUCACGUCCCUCGUUCUUGGUUAAACCCGACAGGGAACCUGUUGGUUGUGUUUGAAGAAUGGGGCGGAGACCCGAACGGGAUACGUCUAGUCAGAAGGGAUGUAGAUAGUGUAUGUGUUGAUAUCAAUGAGUGGCAACCAACACUAGUAAACUGGCAGCUGCAAGCCUCAGGUAAAGUCAACAAGCCCUUAAGGCCUAAAGCUCAUCUGUCCUGUGGUCCAGGCCAAAAGAUUUCGUCGGUCAAGUUCGCCAGCUUCGGAACACCGGAAGGCGAAUGUGGAAGUUUCCGGGAAGGAAGCUGCCACGCCCAUCAUUCGUAUGAUGUUUUCCAAAGGACCUGCGUAGGACAGAACAUGUGCACGGUAACAGUAGCACCAGAGAUGUUUGGAGGAGAUCCAUGUCCGAACGUGAUGAAGAAACUGUCGGUCGAAGUCGUAUGCAGCUGAUGGGUACAUGGAAUUGUAUACAGCAAAAGAUAGUGAUUCAUUUUGGGCGUUCUCCAUUGGUGAAGUUGUACAAAAUACACGACAGCUGAUGGAAGAUUGGGAAUUUAUGUGUAAAUAGUUAGGUGAUUUUGAUUGGUAUUCGCACCAAUCACACCAUAUUAUUAUAGAAAAAAAUGGAAGCACAUUGAGGUUUUAAGUAUUGAAUCCAUGUGCUUCUGUUCUUUAUGUUCUUGAAACAAAUGGAAGCCUCUGCCUUCUAUUCAUGUGUACUCUUAUCAUUUUAUACAAACAAUCCAUGGCUUCUCUAUUGAAACUUUUGUUUAUGAUA
Messenger RNA from Cucurbita pepo subsp. pepo (vegetable marrow), 3056 nucleotides. It is a transcript of the gene BGAL1, whose product is annotated as beta galactosidase 1. The record is from RefSeq and is a predicted model, not a curated record. Gene Ontology annotation, biological process: carbohydrate metabolic process. NCBI's taxonomy places the organism in Eukaryota, Viridiplantae, Streptophyta, Magnoliopsida, Cucurbitales, Cucurbitaceae. Gene Ontology annotation, molecular function: hydrolase activity, hydrolyzing O-glycosyl compounds; carbohydrate binding.